UUUGCGAGUGUACAACUCGUACAAAUUAUACAAAUAUUUGUACAUUUUAUUGGCUUUUAAAAACAAGGCAAUGGGAAAAGAUGUGUCAAACAUGCAAAAUAUUUGAAAAUACCACUUGACCCAUGGAGAAAUCCAGUGAAAUUUGUCUAAAUUCUGAUAAACUGAAGAAGAUAUCGAUUCCUUCUACCGGUUUUGUAGAGAAUCAUGUGAUAUACAGUAUUGAAGUAUCAUUGCAUGAUUAUUCUUGGACAGUCAAUAGAAGGUAUCGAGAGUUUUGGGAGCUUCAUGAAAAGUUAACGGAACAAUUUCCAAUACUGGAGAAAACCACAUUCCCUCCUAAGAAACUAUUUGGAAAUUUUGAUCCAACACAUGUUGAAAAGAGGCGUAAAUGCCUUGAAGAUUACUUGCAAAGCAUUAUUGCUCACUUGGGAAAAAUUCCAAGACCACUGCAAAUAUUUCUUGAAUUUCACGUUUAUGAUGUUCUUGCUGUGACACAGACACUUGCUGAGGAACUUUAUACAAUAGGUGACACUUUACUUGCAAGGGAAGAACCGUUUGUGUUUACACCGCUGCAGCUCUACUGCAUUUCCAGAAGAUUGAAAUUACCUCUACCAACCUGUGGUGGUGAAGGUUAUCAUUAUGAUGUUGGCAAUUUGUAUGAUAUCGUCUAUUGCUUACAAAAUCUUGAGAUCAUGGAGGAUGACAAGCAUAACUUGAACAAUUUUUCCGAUGAAGAAAUCUCAUUUGAUUUGUCCUUGUUCAAAAAUCUUAAAACAUUGCAGAUAUCUAAAUGCAACAUUGAAUCAUUGCGAGGCACGUUUCAUCUGCAGGAAAAGCUUGAAAAGCUUUCUGUGCACAAUUCGUUACAUUUACUAAAGGAGAUUCUCAUUGACCAAAAUGUUUGGACUCAUGGUGAUGAUGUUUUAAAGCAAGAAUGUUUUUCCGUUUCGACAUGGAAACAUCUCACAGUGAUUGAUUUAAGUCAUAAUGAUAUACCGCACAUGGAUGAAUCUGUGACUUUACUACAUGAAGUAGUGAGAAUGGAUCUUUCCUACAACAAAAUAAAAGAGAUAACUCAUUUACAGGGCCUUCCGAAACUCGCAGAACUGAAUUUAUCUUUUAAUGAGAUUGACAACCUGAAUGCUGUGAAUACUAAACUUGGAAACAUCACGUCCCUAAGACUUGCUGGUAAUAGGCUAACCAACGUUGGUGAUUUACCGAAGAUGUUUUCUCUAGUGAAUCUUGAUCUUAGUGAAAAUUCUAUAGGUGAUAUUUCUGAUGUCAUGUCACUUGCUCGGCUACCGUGCUUGGAAAAUCUGAUUCUACUUGCAAAUCCUGUCAGACACACAUCAAUGUAUCGCCUGCAACUCCUGGCCGCGUUUGACGACCAACUUUCACGGAUAUGCCUUGAUCAAGUGGUUCCAACAGAGAAGGAAAUUAGAACUGUGAUACAAAUGCUUGCUGAAGAAGACGAAUAUGAGUUUGUGAAAAUUGAUGAUCCUACAAAUAUAAGUGGACAUAGAAAGGCACCUAGACGUAAAGUGAAAACCAAACCUCCGAUCGUGUUGGAAAAAGAAACUAAAACGGAAGGCCCGUCGUUAGCUGUACAGAAAACUACAGACACAGAUGAGGGGAAGGAAUUUCGUGACAAAGUUGAUAAAAUACGUAAAUUAGGGGGCGAUGAUUGGUUAACAUUGUUGAAUGAAAUGCAGAGUGAACAUAAACAUCCAGGCAAGACUAACAGUACUUCUUUACCUGGAAAUGCAGCGUCUGCUUGUGUGAAAAAUGGAGCUACUACUUUGCCUUCCUCGGCUAAGGAUGUGAAUGGACAGCAAUCAAAGAGUUCUACUGCGCUGCAGUUUGGAUUUUCCCCCGAGCUUGAAGAUCUUGUGAAAGUUACUAUAGAGAAGGAUAAAGAUGUUACAACUGGAACGUUUUUCGUGAGGAUUGAAGGUGAUGUCGGUGACGAAGAGAGAAUGGUUGUCGUUGAUUUGAAGAAAGAAAUUUUAAUGGCGAUUGCUCUCGAUACUGUGGAGACAUAUGCGAAACACAAACUUGCUGAUAUAUCAAGUGUGGAUAUUUUGGAAUCUUCGGGGUGUUGGUAUGUAGAUCUUUUACAUGCAGAACACAAAGAAUUGCGUCGUCAUGCUGAUCUUCACGUUGACAGCGGUACAAGCGCCUCCAAAGCUAAUUACAGACAUGUCGCAAAAUAUCGCAUGAGGUCGAUGAAAGAUGCCACUGAACUGUUUGUAUUGCUGUAUAAGUUUAUUUGGGACUCUUUGAGCGAAAGGCCUUCAGAGAGAUCGAACUCGGACCCCUCGCAGACACCACAACGGACAGUCUCAAAUGACGUCACGUCAUUGUAUAGCAAUCCUAUUGGACUACCACCUGAUUUACUUUCUAAAUUCCUCAGCUGUAAGUUUGGUUGGCCAAUAGAAAGCGAGCUUACAGAGUCUGCACGUCAUGCAACAGAGACUGUAAGAGAAUGUGUGCACGUGAUACUUUGGCUCAGCUGUCUUCCGUACGCUUUACCAGAACACGAAUUUCCAGUUUGCCUCAUCCUGACGAAUAUGAAUAUACAUUUAUUUCAUCUCCUCAACUUUGUCACCCCACCAAAAAAGGUUGAAAAAAUGGACGAAAUACUGUCAUUUAUGUGUUGUCUACCGCUGACAGAGAUGGUUAGUGUUAAAAGAGGUGUUUUCAAUUUGACAUUUCGCCUUGAGUUUGCAAAGCGUGCCACACUCGGUACUUUCACUUUUCUCACCCGUGAUUCGGAAAUGACAGAAGCGUUCAUCAAUGUUUUAAAAGAAUUGACAAGUGGAACGACACCAGUGAUAUUCAAUGACGACUUCGUUAAAGAGGAAGAGUUAAGACUUGAGAAACUAAAAAGAGAGAUCGCAUUGUCUUGCGGGAAAACAUUUAAAGAUGACGAAUGUGUGCUUAUAUAUUCUGUGGUUAGGGAGCUUACGGAGGAGACUUCAUCAAAUGACAACCACGCCCUUAACACCAUUGAGAUGACGACAUCAUCAACUGAGAGUCAUAUAUCGAGAACGCGAAGUUUGAUUCUUACAAACAGGAAUCUUUUCCUUUGCGAAGAGGACCAUCUACACUGGCCGUUGCCUAGUUACGUACGUUUUGCACCAUCAACCCCACAGUGGGUGGUUACCAAGCACGAUGACAUAAAGCAUUUGAUUGGGAUUGAGGUGUAUGACGUCAUGGGUGGGUGUACGUUCGUAGGAAGCAGCGGAAUGUCCUUACUUUUAGAGAACAACGCGCGCACUUGCGAAGAUUUGUCUGGCAUGACCGGACACGAAUCCCACAAGAUAGAAUGCGAGUCACGCAAGACCAAGACGUGGAACGUGAUUUUUAAACUUAAGGAAGAACGGGAGCAAUUUCAACGGUCGCUCUCGAAAAUUUGGUCAUACUACUUUCAUGGCGAUCUUAAAACUACGGAAUCUAAACCGAUCCUUGCGACAAAUAUUCGCCACGUUCCCCGAAUCGACUUUGCAGCAGAAUUCUUUCAAGAAAGGUUGCCUCCAUCUGGACUAGAUUGCCCUGAAAACCGAACCAAGAAGAGUCAUCGUCGUAAUGCUUCCGGCCAGUUUUCCCCGACUAAACACUCGAUGAGGAAUUCAAUGCAGGUUUUACAUAGUGCAAAUGCUGAAAUAUUAGAAACGUUUUUCAUCGAAAUAUUAAGACAAAAGUCUGGAAACGAUACUUUAGAAACACUCGUGUCUUAUACAUGGACAGGCUGCGUGGCAUACUCCAACCCCUCGCGAGAGAUCCACGUAUGGCUAGUCUUAUCAAGUACAAAGGUUUACAUUGUGGCUGACGUUGAAGAUCGUAAGAUUAUAGGCGCUUCUCAAGAUGUAGUUUUUGGUACUGGAAACAAGUUUUGUUUUCAUUGGCUAGCACUGACAUGGUUACGCCAGGUGUGUGUCGGCUUCUUUGAUCAGACUUUCCGAUUGGAAACAGAUGACCCCGAGGGUACUUUUAUUUUUAUCACACGUGAUUAUCAAGUGACUGGUUGCUUUUUAGAGAACCUCACAAAAAUCUUUAAAGAGAUUGGUGACGAAGGGCCCCCUCCAGUCGCGUCAUCUGACAGCUCUCCGAGUAUCUACGACGCUUAUCCGAGCAACUCGAAUGCGGACAUCGAUCACUCUUCGGUAAAGAAAUUCCAUCACUCGAAAGGUGUUGUGCAAUUCGUUUAUACAAACGAUGAUACCGUUGAAAUUUUAAAGCAUACUAUUCUAGGAUAUGCGAAGGAGUCGGAGUACUGCGCCUCCCUAAAUGAUAUAGAUAUCUAUGGAAGUAUUCUUGUGUAUCUGCUAAUGUUUCAAGUUGUAGACGGCAAGAAAUUGGCUCGCACUUUUAUUGUCUUCGACCGUGCGCUGUGCACAUGCGUGGAAAAUCACGUGAACUUCCCGCUGCCGCUGUUUGUUAAAGGUCUGCCCAUGGGUUCACGUUACGAGGUUCAGUGUUUGCGCCUUAUUACGGACAUUAAAAGAAUCGAAUUUAGUGGUUCUAAUACACAAGAUUUUACUAUUGUAUUCAAGAAACAGCGGAUAGAGAGUGAGACUAAAAUCAUGACUGUGGAUGAGGGUGACGUUAAAAACAGCGCUUGUCGUGUUGGAGAAGAAUGCUGGACUAUGGUAGCGCAAACGUAUGAGGAGAAAGAAAAAGCGCUAGGGAUAAUUUUACGAUUCUGGAAAGAGCAUGUUGGCGAAGACUUGCCUGUUUUAAAUAUUUCAUAAAUAAAAAUAUUCGAUAAUAUAUACAAUUAUAUAGUUUGU
Dendronephthya gigantea is the source of this 4793-nucleotide messenger RNA. Its product is annotated as nischarin-like. The record is from RefSeq and is a predicted model, not a curated record. Gene Ontology annotation, cellular component: cytoplasm. Gene Ontology annotation, molecular function: protein kinase binding; phosphatidylinositol binding. The transcript is spliced from 23 exons. Lineage: Eukaryota; Metazoa; Cnidaria; Anthozoa; Malacalcyonacea; Nephtheidae. The coding region runs from base 123 to 4754 and encodes 1543 amino acids.